AGUGUAGUUUUUAUUUAUCGCAGAGAGGUAAAGUGACGAUUAUUUUUAUUUUUCGGUUUUUUAAACAAGCAAGUUUUGUUCUUCUGUUCUUUUCGGUACUUUGCCCAGAGCGAGCAAAAAUAAAAAUAAAUAAAAAAUGCAAGAGUUGUUUAAAUCGUCAAUUGAAUGAAAAUGUGAAUACAAAAAAGUUCGAAUUUACUUUCAAUCGAAAUUUCAAAAAACGCAAAAACACACAAGAAAAAGUGGAAACAUUUCGUAUAUGAUUUUCGCCGCAAAAGAAAAAUCGAUUCCAGACAUUUCAAAUCAUCCAGUGAGGAGCAGAGUGGUAAUUCUUCUCGUCCUUAAAGAAAUCCUGUCGUCACCGUUUUUAUUAUUUUAUUUUUGUAUUUGUACUUCGUACGUUCCCUAUUCUCAUAUUUUUAUAAAAUAUUGAAGAAGGGAACAACGACGACGGACGACGACUAACGGAAGGAAAUAUAAUGGAUUGUGUGGCUAAUGUAAUAUACUGCGGAGGAUGGAUUUAGAGAGGGAACCCCAAAAACAAUGGCAGACCCCUGUACAAAUCCCGAGCCCGACGACAAUGCAGCAGCAGCAGCACCACAAGCACUAUCCAAAGUCAAACUAGAAGAAUUCGAUGACGAAAUUCCGGAACCUAUUCAAGUUCUCGAUGAAAUUUUAUCAGAAUUUGAAGAACCAGAAUCGCUACCGCUGAUACAGGAUCAAGGUAGUCCAUUACAAGGUAAUCAAUCUGAAGAUGAUGGAUACAUGAGCAUGAAUGGAAGACGGACAACGAAGGUGUCAACGCCUCCAGAACAGCAAAAAUUUGGGCCUGUAGUUGAAUCGAAUGAUAGUGGGCAUUGUGAAAGCAUAGAAAAUCAUGAUCACACAAUGGAAAACAAUGAUUCAAAAGAAGGAGAAGAAGAAUUGGUGGAAGAAAAGAAACCAUCAGCUUCAUCUUCUCCUGUACGUUCUUGCGAAAACAAUAAUUUCAUUGCUACCCCCACCGACCCUAUCACGGUGGUAAAUGAAAAAAAUGGUGGUGAUAAUAAUGUUGAAACAAGUCCUGUUAAAAAAAUCACUAGUCAAGAAAAACUACCCAGCGAGCCAAGCAUCAGCCAAACAACUCUGCCAAAAGCACGAACUACAGCAUGUAUUCCAUCCAAAUAUUCAAGUCUUCCAUGCUCAGGGGCUCAUAAAUUGGGCGACCGAGCGAUAUCAAGUGGCAGUUUUGAUGGUGAGCGAAAUGCUCUUGGUAUUGAUAUAAGUGCUGUACACAAUGCUGUCAUACGUGGAGGAGUUGCAAGAAUUCCUGAAACUAUUGUAAAUGAACAUCCAGUGACAAUAUAUCCCGGCAGAGCAUCACCACCUCGAACUCGGGUACCACCACGUACUCUAGCUAGCUCUGUUGAAAAGCAUCGAGAAGUUUGUCGAAAUGCACAAUUUUCAAAUACAAACGAUGCAGAUAUUUUUGUGACUAACAUUGCAUCGAAUUCUUCUCCCUUAAAGCGACUUUUUGCCACUUCACCAUUGUCCUCAGUUCGCAAUGGUGGCGUCGGCAUCGGCGGCAAUGAAUUAGCGAAUUCGAAUUUUGAAACUCAACGAAUUAUCAUAACCGAUUCGUUGAAGAAUUUCGCAAAACUGGAAAGCAAUAUCGCUUUGAAAUCGUCCAAUAAUAAUGCUUUCGGUGAAAAACGACGCUUAAAUGACAGUUCUAGCGAUGAAGAAUUUUCUGAUGAUUCACUUGAAGAUCAAUCAUUACCACCGCCACCAGCGCCACCUACUGUACCCCCAACACCAUCACUUUCUGCACCUGCAACACCACGCAAACGAGGAAGUAUUUCAUGGGAAAUUAAUUUGGAUGAAGUUGAUGAUGCAGGAAAUAAUAUUUUCGGCAGUAAACACAAGUCAGGUAAUAAACUCAAAAAGGCCGGCAGCAGGGAAAGGCAAGAGUUUACCAGUGCAGCUGUUUUUAAACCAGUGAUUGAACGAAAUAGCACAAGCAUUUCAGAAUCAAGUGUUACAUCAACUAGUGACAAUGGGCAGGAACCACUCGAAGCUGCUCAACAUCAAGUUCAAGUUUGUAGUACCGAAGAUGAAGCUACGUCAAUUUAUUCCGAUGCCGAAGACAUAUUGCCUGUAUUUCCGGCAAAUAUGGUCGGGAAGGGAACAUUCAUUAUACGAAAGGGCAGAAAAGAACGUCAACAAUUGCCUGAAUUAUUUGCCAUAAAAUCCACUUCAAUGCAUUCAAAUCUUAGUCCGGAGUGUAAUUCAUCAAGUACUUAUAAUAACCAAAGCCUUAUGAUACCGAAUUCAAGACAUAGCAUAGAUUUAGGUAUGUCGUCGUCGUCGUCGCAUAAUCAUUCAAUUUCUAGAGAACAAAUUGGAUUGUCUCCUAGAUCGAGGUUAUCAUUAGAUUUAGGAUCACCAACUUUUGAAUCCCCCAAUCAACAUCAACAUUUCUCUGAAAACCGACCUACGUUCAGUAAAACAGCAUCAUUUGAACAUCCAUCACAAUUGCUACAACGCCCUAACGAUUAUAAAAUCGAAAAAGACACAAAAUCGGCGAAAAAUGGAAGUGAAGGGUGCCUUAACAACAUGGAAAGUAGUGGAAAUAAUUAUUCGUCUGGAUUUUUCUCACUUAGCAAUAGCAAUCCAAAUGUUUCUUCAUCUUCGAUAAUGCGACAACAGGCUAGUUCAGGUGAUCUUCAUGCUUCAACUGCUACAACACCACGCCGUGAAUUAGCUCCACCAUUAGAAGAAGAUGAAGAACAAUAUAGUGAAUCUCAAUCUGGCUGUGCCCCAUUGCGUCAAAUAGAAAAUAAUAUAAGUGCGUUAUUGCGUGGUGAUAUAUCGGUUGCCCGGGUAGGUGAUAUAACACAACAACGUCGUUCUUUGGGAUUCCGACCUGGUGUUCAUAAAUCUGAAAGUGCUAAAGAAAUGCUUUUGUCACAGAAUGCGUUCGGUCCUUUGCCGCCGACACCGACUUCGUCCAGUCCAGAGUUGGUGGACUCCGAUGGCCUUCCUCCAUUGCCGCCCUCACCAACAGAUGUGGAAGAUAAUAUGGAUUCUGAUCAUAUUACUUCAGGCAUUCAUGAUAUAAAAUUGCAUUCGAAGCCUAAUCAUUUUGGGAAAUACACUCCUGAUGAAUCAACAAUACCACAACCACCUGCUAUUCCUCCGCAUCGUAGCCCAAUGCCGUCAAAUACAAUGAAGGCUCGUUCCAUGGACGGUGGUUAUUCGAAAAAAUGUGGCAAAAAUUACGGACAUGGCAGCACACCAGGGACAUUGCCGUGUGAAAUGCCAGUUUGUGGUUCAACUAAAAGGAAUUUACCAGGUUCAUAUUCAAGAAGAACACCACCAACUCAAACAACACCCAGGGAAGAGAAUCGCCUUCAGACAUCUUGCAGCUUACCAGAAACACCAAUAUUUGCUAGAGGGUGUGACAUUGCUCGUACACCGCAUCGACGUCCUACAGAACCGACUGUUGGUGGAGGAGGAAGUGUCUCACGAACAGCACCACGGUCCAGUACAAAUGCCCAAAAUAUGAAUUUUGGUUCCUCAAUUGUUGGAAUAGGAGCUGGCAACACACUCACAGGAUGUAGACAGCGAACUCUCAGUCAAGCAUUACAAACUGGUGAAAUGCUUCGAUUGACUGGUGGCCCGGCUCGUGGGUGGUAUCCAAAACAAAGAUCCAUGCGUCCUGCUUCUACAGAAAAUCUCGACCAUUUACAUAGAAUACAACAAUCUUCUUCCAUGCGGGCAUGGGAUGGAACUGCUGGAAUGUCCGGCACUGGUAGCAGUCGAAAGCCUCUAACUCUGCCUCCUAAUCUAACACCAACAUUUUUGAAUAAGUCACCACGUGAGGCCCUACGAAGGGUCACUAGCCUUCUUAUAAAAAAAGGCAAUACAAAAGAACGAGAAAGUAAAAAGAACAAAGAUGCAGUUUCCCCUCAAUCCGGGGGACAACAUGGUUUGGAUUCAUCCAAAGUUCUAGCAAAAGAGAGCACAUCGAAUUUCAAUAACAAUUUACACAAGUCACAGAAGAAAAAAGGAUUUUUCAAAAAUUUCUGGAAAAAAUCCAAGCAUUAUUCAUUGGAUCAAUAAACAAAAACAAAAUAUUUAUACAUAUAAAAUUUUUAACAAACAAAAUUAUUAAUUAUAAAUAAUUACAAAAAAAAUUAAUUUAUAUACAAAACAAAAACAAAAAAGGAUAGCACAUAAUUUUCUACUAACUAAUUAACUAACUACGUACGAAAUAUCAUUAAUAGCAUUUAAAAGAAAACAAAAAUCGAAACUUUUCGGACUACAUACAUCUAAUGAAAAAUAAGAAAGAAAACACACACCAAAUAAAUAAAUACAGUAACAUAAAAUAUUUUAUGAAAAAAAAAACAAAACUCUCGGAUGAAGAAAUAAAUAAAGGUAAUGAUUUUUUUUACAAGAAAACGACUGAAAAAUUGAAAAUAAAUAAAAAGUUUUCCCAAAAAAAAGUAUUAAAAUUAUAUUAAAAACAAAUACAUUUUUUAAAUAAAAAUAUAUAUAUAUAUACCUUAAUAUAUAUAUAUGUAUAAAAACAAAACGUAUUUAAAACAAUAGCAAUUAUUAGAUGCACAAAUCUUUUAACUUUUCAAACUAAAAAAAACAAAAAGGAAUACGUAUACCGUUUUUACACACGACAUGAAAAAUGGAAAUUUUACUUCACUUCCAAUUAUAAUUAUUAACGAAAAGAAAACAAAUAAAUAAACAAAAUUAACACAUAAAACACAUUAUAUAUAUAAAUAUAAAUAUAUUUAUUUAUUUUUGCACUUAUCAUCCCUUAACACCCUAACAAAAAUUUUAAGAAUAAAAGAAAGAAACAACAAGAAAUAUUUGUUAAAAUGAUGGAUUAUAAUGAUGAGCGAGGCUUAUGGGGAGGGCUUAAUUUUGUACGUACCUACAUACAUAUCUGACAAUGAAACGGAAGCUCUUUAAUUAAUUGCAUUCCUUUAAUUAUACAGUUUUGCAAAACAAUAAUUUACAAAUAUUUUUUAUCAAUUUUCACACUUCGUGAAUUAAUCUUUAUUCGGGUAAACUUAAAGCCUAUACAGAACGAAAAAAGUCAUCCUAUUGACUAUUUUUGUAGUCAGUUUUAAGUCGAUAACCGCAAUAGUCAAUAGGACAAUUUUUGGUUUUCAAUUUUGGGAUCUGAAAUUUGUUUACAACUUGGUAGUCAAUAUGGCAACUGUAGUAGUCAAUACGACAACUUCGGUUGAAGGAAAUUAAAACGGCGGUUGUCAUAUUGACUAUAGUGGUAUUCAAUACGACAACUGCGUUCGUCAAUAUGAUCACUGCAGAAGUCCAUAUAUGACAACUGCGGUAGCCAAUAUGACAAGUUUAGUUUACUCCUUUUAGAAAAUGAAAAAUUUACUUUUAAUAAAAUAGAUUUUUGAUCCGAACACUUGAUGACAAAGCUCUGUAGAUUUUAAUUCUCUUGAAGUCGUAAAGCUCACUGUCAUUUGAAAUUAAAAACGUCCCAUACGUGAUUUUUAUUUUGUACGGAUCUCAAAUAUCGUUGUGAAUUACAAUGAUAUAAGUAACACAAUCUUGUUGUUUUGCGAGUAAUGUUUAGCUGUUUUUUUUUUAACAAAAGAAAAAAUAAUCCUAUCCUUAUUAACAGAACGAAAGUGAAGUGAAAAUGUUAGUAUAAUUUCGAGUGUGGAAUUAAACUUUUUGAAACUUUACGUAAAGGGCAGAAUAAAGGAGCAAAAUACAUAAGGAGGGGAUUUUUGGUCAUACUUUACGGGGCCCCAUAAUACGAAAAGGUUAAAUUUGAAAGAAAAAACUUUAAAACAAAAGGGGGUGGAAUGUAAAUUAAAAAUUGUAUUGAUUGUCAUUUUCUAAUGUUUUGCGUUUCAAGCCUAAUUAAAAAAAAAAACUAUAGGAUCCGCCAAAUAACUUUUUUUUUUGAAAAUGCUAUAAAAAUACCAGUGUAGCUUCGGAUGUGUAGCACAUGAGACAUGAGCGAAUGUUACCAUUCACGAAAUAGGCACUAGUUAAAGAAAACGUUAGAUGGCGAAUCUAUGUAUGUAUAACUAUGAGCUUCGAAAGAUAAAGUAGGUUAGGUGCAUCAUUGUUUUCUCCUAAGUAGUAUCAAAAAUAAGACAGAAACACCUUACACAGAAUGCGGGAGGACUCUUGAUAGGUAGUUAUAAAAGAUACGAUCAUAAAAUCGUAGUCAAACCAAACCCUGUGUUCUUAUAUAGGACUAAAUAAGCCACAACAGAAUUGGCAAAUCGGAAGUCUGGUUUCACAAAAAAUUAAUUAAAACAAAAAAAAACAUACAUAUUUUAUGGUGAGAUAUAUGAGGAUACGUUUGAUUCUGUUAACAAAUCUAACAAUAACAAAAAUUGCAAUUAGUUGGAUAUACAUAAAUAAUUAAUUAAAUAAACAACAACAAACAAGCAAAUCAAUUGGCAGCCAAAUAAUGUAGCAAACCUAUGGUAUUAAGUAGAAAGUAUUAUAUUGUUGUGAAAAUUCACAUUUAUAUUUACACAAACAUUUAACAUUAUAUAGUAUUUUAGAAGAAAAAACAAAAACCUUAACAAAUAAAAGAAAUAAAUAAAUUUAAAAACAAAAAACUUUGAUGUGCGUGUGUGUUGUAGAAUUUAGUUGCAUCGGAGGACAUAAUCUCAUAUGUUAUUUUUUCAUAUACUAUAUACAAACAUUUAUAUAUUUUUCCAUUUAUGCAAUUAAUUAAUUGAUGACAUAUAAAUUAUAUAAUUAAAAAGUGUAUAAUUUCUUUUUAUUUCAAAACAAAAAACACUUAGAAGCUUUGUGAAUUGUGGUGAUGGUGAUGAUGAUUGAAAAAUAAAAAUGUACAAUAACAAUAACAAACAAAAUAAAAACAAAAAGUCUAGUCAUACUGCUUUAGUUUGUUUUUUCUCUUUUUUUAAUAUAUUUUUUACUAUUUUUUAUUUGUUAUUAUUUAUUUAACAAAUAUUUGCAUACAAUUAAUACGCAACAGAAAAGGAAAAACAACUAUAAAAUCGAAUAAGACCCGAAAAGAAGGAACAAUUUACUUUUAACUGAAUUAAAAUAAAAUAAUAAAGACAUUUAUUUUUAUUUUUUCUUAGUGAAACCAGACAAAUUAAAAAUGAACUUUUUAAAAAACUCUGACACAUUUUUUGAAAACAAAAUAAACA
This is a messenger RNA of Eupeodes corollae, 7178 nucleotides long. RefSeq lists its product as uncharacterized. The record is from RefSeq and is a predicted model, not a curated record. Bases 544 to 4104 code for a protein of 1186 amino acids. The transcript has 16 exons. Lineage: Eukaryota; Metazoa; Arthropoda; Insecta; Diptera; Syrphidae.